Messenger RNA from Meriones unguiculatus (Mongolian gerbil), 858 nucleotides. It is a transcript of the gene Cpsf4l, whose product is annotated as cleavage and polyadenylation specific factor 4 like. Gene Ontology annotation, cellular component: mRNA cleavage and polyadenylation specificity factor complex. The record is from RefSeq and is a predicted model, not a curated record. Gene Ontology annotation, molecular function: RNA binding; metal ion binding. Lineage: Eukaryota; Metazoa; Chordata; Mammalia; Rodentia; Muridae.
AUGGAGGAGAUCAUCGCAGGGCUGGAACGGUUCACGUUUGCCUUUGAGCAGGAUGUGGAGUUGCAGAAGGGCACUGGACUCCUGCCUUUCCAGGGCAUGAACAGUGAGUGGCAGGGGCACAGCUUCCCGGCCCCUGGCUUCCCGGUCCCUGGCUUCCCUCUGUCUCUCCUACAGGGCUUCUGGGUAUUCACUGUCCAGGAUAGAAAGACAGAUUUCAGAGCUACUCACUGGCCCGCCAGAGUUCCCUGGCUGCCAGAGCCAUCCACCUCCUGUCUCAGAUCCAGCUCAGCUGUGUGCAAUUUCUUCCCUAAAGGGCUCUGUGAGAAGGGGACGCUGUGCCCCCUUCGGCACGAGAUGGGGGAGAAGAUGGUGGUGUGCAAACAUUGGCUCCGGGGGCUCUGCCGAAAGGGAGACUGCUGUAACUUCCUGCACCAGUAUGACCUCAGCAGGAUGCCUGUGUGCUACUUCCACUCCAACUUCGGUAACUGUAGCAACAAGGAAUGCAACUUCCUCCACACGAAGCCAGUUCCCAAGCUCCAGAACUGCCCCUGGUAUGACCAAGGGUUCUGCAAGGAAGGUCCCCUGUGCAAAUACCGCCAUGUUCAUCAAGUAAUGUGUCCCAACUACUUCAUCGGCUUCUGCCCCAAGGGACCUAAGUGCCAGUUUGGACACCCCAAGAUGAGUCCUGGGAGCCACGCCAGUAAAGUGAAGCCUGUCAACCAGCCAUGGGAUUCAACAACCCCAGCUUCUACUGGUCACACCCUAGUGCACCCUCACCAGGCAAAGCCCACGGUCCACCUUCAGAAGAGGUGGAGCCUGUCUCCAGCUUGCAGCUUGAGGGCCCAAGCCGCACCAUAG